AUGCAGAUGAUACAUAAGUCGUAUUUCAAGGCAGAAUAUUUCAGGGUGUUGCGAGUCUUGCAGAGGAACCUCAUUGGUAGUACAGAGGAUUGGUGCGCUAGGCCAUGGCGCUGGUAUAUCAUAAACCUUGAGGUCUCCUGGAGCAGAAAUAAUUAUGGCAUAAAAGUGUAUGCAUCAUUCUUGAUGAUCGAUGAAAUUUUGAAGUCCACUUCGAAGCUCAGCAGAGCGCUGGGGCGUCUGGGGCUAUACUGA
Molecule: messenger RNA, 252 nt
Organism: Pieris macdunnoughi
Lineage: Eukaryota; Metazoa; Arthropoda; Insecta; Lepidoptera; Pieridae
Source: the annotation of a GenBank genome assembly